AUGUCGUUUUACAGUGCCUUUCCCACGAGCCCGCUCAGCCGCUCGGCGCUGGCAUCCGAAGCAGUCGUCGAGCGUGAGUCAACACCAAGGACGCAGACGAGGCGCUCAAACGCCUGUGCCUCGAUCACGUCCCCGCUGGGAUACGGUGCUGCACCUCGCCUCAACUCGGUCACGCUCAAUUCUGAUGGGGAUCGCUUCGAUCCGAUGCUUCCAAGUCCACCGGAGCCGUCGCGCUUCUUCCACUCUGCCGCUCUGCCUUCGCGCCAUGUCAGUGGUCCAGCUCGCCUGUUGCGCAACCCUUUCACUCGGCCUUUCCGGUCGCCCACCCAAAACAACCCCUUCGAUGAUGGCUAUGAUGCAUACGCUGUUUCCCCUCCUAUGUCAUCCUCGAGCUUUACUCGAUCCAUCGACACUCGACGUCGCUCAUCCGGGUUCAGCAUCUCAGCUUCCAGCCCGACGCCCAAUUUUGGCAGUCUCGUCGGCUCUUUCCAAGAAUCCCUUCUUCGCGGCCGUAUGUCGAUGCCAGCGUCCAAGCCUCUGAUCUUUGAUGCUGAGAUCGGCGUGCUUGGCAUGGGCAGGUGCAAACCAUCGCUUCGAUGCCCGCCGCAUGUUCACGUCAAGUUCCCUGCGCACUUUUACGACCUUCAUGCCAGCGAUAAACCAGCUUCAGUGCUCAAUUCUGGCUCCACCGCCGCUCUUGGAAGCCCCUAUGUUGGGACCAUCGAUCUCGAGGCUCACUACCAUAAUCUUCUCGUCACCAGCCGCCUCGAAGCACUCGGCGCCAAUGGACCGGUUGCAUCCGCCGACCAAGCUGACCUGCCUCCAUUUCCUGGAUACGCCGUCCCGCCGAAAGGUCAGAUCCAGCUGAUCGUCAAGUACCCUGACUACAAUGCUGUUAAGCUCUUCCUAGUACCCUACGACCUCACCGACAUGCUGCCGGGAACCAAGACCUUUGUCCGUCAGACCACCGUGUCCCGUCCUAGAUCAGAGAGCAACAGUGCGACUGCCGAUUCAAAGGAAGAAUCUCAGCUCGGCAACCGCUCCUCAUCCAACAUCGUUCGAGCAACGCCAACAAAAGAAGCUCUCCGCUUCGCGAUUCACUUGCAGUUCUGCUGUCCACCUACCAAAGUCCAACACGACGAUCACCAGGCUGGAUUCGACGGUUCUGCUUCUCGCCGCUUUCGCCCUCGUGACGACGCUGGUCGGAAUACGGCCAGGAAUUCGAGCAGCCCACACUGCAGCCGCCGCGCUCAAACAGGCAAACCGUCCAAGAUCUUUCUGCACAAGAGCAUCCGUCUCGUCUUUGCUGCUCGUGCCCUGGACUCAAACGAGAAGCUCUUCGAUCAGGUCGAGACGCCCGGCAAAGGACCGCAGCGCUUUUCCACGUACAACGGUCCCGAUGACGAAUGGCAUCAACUUCACCAUGAAGCAAAGGCAGCGCGUCUCUCCGCCGAUCAAUGUAAAGCCCCUCUACCUGCACACUCGUCCAUCUGUGCAUCCGAGCUCGGCUUGCAUGCGCAGCAAUCCAUUCACAACGGUCUCGGCAUCGCCAUUCACGGCACAGCUCCACAUGCUGCCCGAUCAGGUGGUGACAGUGCGUCAUUGCACGAGAGCGUCGCGCCGCUCAACUCGGAUCCGAAUGGCGAAAGAUGGCAACCAAGCAGCCCGUUUGCACACCAGUCCGCAAUUUCACCCUCUCCCGCCGCCAGCGUGCUUCUGCCCGCCACAGCCGCGUGGAGCCUGAGCAGCCAUGAAAGCAGCUUCGGUGCGCCUGCUACAAGGUGGCCACACUCUGUGCCUGCUGACCAACAAGAUGUACACCAACUGGCGCGCUCGCUCGCGUCGACUCGUCUCACGGAAGCUCUUGCACCGCCUCAGGAUGUCAAAACACCGGCCAGCGAGCCAGCGAUACAGAUAUCAGAGCCUGCUGCAUCUGGACAGUUGGCAACCCGGGCUACAGAGGGAGCAGGCGCAUCGAGCAUGCAGCAUUUUCGCCCUGCAGUGUCGGCUUGUGCACGCCCAUCGCGCAUGCGAGCAGCAUCGACGGCAAGUCUGUCGGAAGCACGUGUGCAGAGCGUGUCUGCACUCGGUCGGCUUGAAGAAGCUGAGAUCGUCGUUACGCAGAGUAACAGUGUCUCUGUUGACUCAGCCUUUUCGCGCCGGUCGUUGCGGCCCACAAGAACAGCGGUCGGCGAUCGCCCGGAUCUGAUUAGGAAGCUUUCCGAGCAAUUUGCGCGAGGCUUCACACCUUCGCCCACGGCAAGUCCGAUGGUGAGGCCUACGACGGCCUUGCGGCAAGCAGACGAUGAGCUUGUGGAGAUCAGCAUUGAUAAUGCUAGUGGCGUGGGCGGGUGUGACUCGGCUGGCGGCCGAGGCCGGGCCAGAGCAGCCGCAAUGGCGUUUGAUCCACACUCCACUAGACCCCUACGUAACGAUGUUUGUCACAUGUACGUUUUUCCCGAUUAG
Molecule: messenger RNA, 2466 nt
Organism: Mycosarcoma maydis (corn smut)
Lineage: Eukaryota; Fungi; Basidiomycota; Ustilaginomycetes; Ustilaginales
Exons: 1
Coding region: 1-2466 (821 amino acids)
Source: RefSeq, a predicted model, not a curated record